Messenger RNA from Fomitopsis serialis, 1072 nucleotides. RefSeq lists its product as uncharacterized. The coding region runs from base 182 to 784 and encodes 200 amino acids. The record is from RefSeq and is a predicted model, not a curated record. NCBI's taxonomy places the organism in Eukaryota, Fungi, Basidiomycota, Agaricomycetes, Polyporales, Fomitopsidaceae. The transcript has 2 exons.
UAGGCACCGUGUGGGACAGAUGCCGGCGCGAUAAGGCGCGGCCAAGGCGACGGACCUUUGGGGGUGGCUUGGAGUGCAUGGAGAGUUUGCGCGUCACCUCCUGGUGGGAGGGCGGGGGCGCAGAGCGCGAGAGGGUGGUCGACAUGGGUGGCGGGCGAGCGGGAGGCGGUGGGGUGCAGUGAUGACGGGUCGGGCGUCACAACGAACAGCAGCAGUACCGUUGCCAGGCCCGUCGGGCGUCACCGUCCCCGCCCCGGUCAUCACGGCGCGCCCCCGCCACGGCCGGCGGAGUUGGCGGAGUCCCAACCCGGUGGCUGCACGACGUCACUCGCGGCGGGUGGCUGCCCGGCGACGCGCGGAUCGGGAACGCCGGGGCGCAUCAGCCCGCCGAUUCGCGCUCAGCGGACGCGAGAUUCGGUGUCGCCCGUGCGAUGCGCAGGGACGCGCCGGGGAUCGAGCGCGGAAGAUUGUGUGCCCAGGAAAUCUCGAAUAUAUUAUCGACGCCAUCUCGACGCCACUCGCCCGCUCCCCGCGAAUCCCGCACACUGUGUACGCGGCCCAUCUAAGCGGCCAGCGUUUCCCGCAGCAGCAUAAAGAGUGCUCGUUUGCCCAGCGCGCGCGUCGUCCUCCGUCUCCCCAGCCAGGCAGAGCCAGGCUCUGCGAUCUGCACCGAUGGACGCCCCAUCGUCCCCAUCUUCUGCGCUCGUCACGACAUAUCGGGCCAUCCCCGAGUCCACUCGCAGCUGAUUUCCAUCUCGCCCCAAAGCGACGACCUCCACCUUGAUCCCACACCCCACGCACCGCCAUCUGCCCACCAUGUCCGUCUCCGAAGCCAAGUUCAACAAAGCUGUCCAGAUCAUCCAGGGUCUGCCCAAGGACGGGCCCGUGAAGCCGACCCAGGACGACCAGCUGUUCGUGAGUGGUCGCCAUCGUCUCACCCCGGCGCCCGCUGUCGUGCUCACGAUGGAUCCGUGAUGGCGGCAGUUCUACAAGUACUACAAGCAAGCCACGGUGGGCGACGUGAACACGUCCAGGCCGGGCAUGCUUGAUUUUGUAGGCAAGGCGAAAUGGU